Messenger RNA from Procambarus clarkii (red swamp crayfish), 346 nucleotides. RefSeq names its product anaphase-promoting complex subunit 15-like. Gene Ontology annotation, cellular component: anaphase-promoting complex. The record is from RefSeq and is a predicted model, not a curated record. NCBI's taxonomy places the organism in Eukaryota, Metazoa, Arthropoda, Malacostraca, Decapoda, Cambaridae. Gene Ontology annotation, biological process: regulation of mitotic cell cycle spindle assembly checkpoint.
AAUUAGAGGCUCACUUGCUAAAUUGCCUCACACGAUGGCUCAACCACCCUUGUACCCAAGCUUGACUCCUCGGCUUGUUGAUCCAGCUUGGUUCCAGGUAGACAAGCCAGUCGACCUCGCACAGGAACUCAAGGAACAAGAGCAGAUGUAUCAGGCUCAGAUUCAAGGAAUCCAGCAAAAGGGCAAUGAUAUUUUACCCAUUGGAAAAAGUGCUGCUGAGCAAUAUAGUGAAGAUGAAGAGGAUGACAAUGAUGAUGAAUAUGACGACGACGACAAUGAUGACGACGAAGAGGAAGAUGAUGACUCAGAAAUGAAUGAUGAUUACUCUGACCCGAUGUUGCAUUAG